Molecule: messenger RNA, 477 nt
Organism: Cordyceps militaris CM01
Lineage: Eukaryota; Fungi; Ascomycota; Sordariomycetes; Hypocreales; Cordycipitaceae
Exons: 7
Coding region: 1-477 (158 amino acids)
Source: RefSeq, a predicted model, not a curated record
AUGUGUGUACCAGUUAGCAAGGAACCAGUGAGGAAGCCAGCCAGCCAGCCAGCCCAGGUGGUUACAUAUAACCUGGUCCAACUCCACGGGCGUUAUAAUAGGGGAAAAUUAUUUAUUAAAAAAGCAAUAUAUCUAGUAGCUGGCUUACUUACUCGCUUGCUGGCUGGCUUCCUUGCUGGCUGGUUGCUGGCUGGCUGGCUGGUUGGCUUCCUUGCUGAAUCGGCGGGGGAUCCCUUUGACCCCGACAUUUGGCACUACUUUAUUUGUGCUGGGCUGGCAGCCCACGCCACCAUAUGUCGUCUGUCUAUGAAGAAGCGCCUCUCUCGCAGAGACAUAAGACAGAAGCCGACGUUGGAGUCUCCGCUCUCCAGUCGCCCCUUGCUGUCUUUAAGUCCAGGCCGCUUCAUCUCGGACAAUUCAUUUAUCUAUCCGUCUAGAGCAGUGAGCGACGGCGGUAGGAGCGGAGACUACGAAUAA